AUGGCAGUGGACUUGGGGGACCAAGCCAGUGGCUUUAGCCACAGUGAGGUGAUUAGAUUUAUAAACAAUGAAAUCCUUAUGAAUGGAGGUGGGCCUGAGUUCUACAUGGCUUUCCGCAUGCGGCCCUGGAAUGAAAUAGAAGACCAGCUUUGCACCAUUCUGGUUGAUCCUCAGGUGCCACGUUCUCUCAAAAGGGCCUGUACCUGGAGUGCUUUGGCCCUGAGUGUGCGAGUAGGUGCGAGGCAGCGUGAGCAGCUGGCUUAUAUGGUAGGGUUGCCACAAGAUUCAUUGGGGCAGUGCCCCUCGGCUCCCAGGGCCUCAGUCUCAGAGCUAUGGCAGCUGCGUCAACAACGAGAGGAGGCCAUCACCCAACUGAUUUCCACUCAAGCUGCCCUACAGCAGGCGAUGAGGGAAUGUGAUAUGCUGCGCCGGUGGUUGCACCAUGAAAGGUUUGCCCAGAUGACUCCGCUGGUUCAUGAUGUAGUGCCUGUAGCCCAGACCCAACAGCUUGGUGCUUCAGUGAUGCCCAUGAAUCCAGAUCAUGCGAGAGUUAUGGGUGCAAUGGGUGGGUACAAUGACAGGCAGUAUUUAGAAGCACAGGUGUCAGCUGCAACAAAUGUUUUUUAUAUGCCAGGAAGCACAAAUCCCUGGCCCACAGCCAUGCAACCCUCUGUGCCAGUUCCAAUGCCAUACCAGUUCCCACCACAUCCACCAUUCCUAGUGGGAUCUCCAUUCUUGAUGCCCUUUUCACCUCCAGUAGUUAUGGAAACAGAAGGAGGUGUUGUAGUUCCAGUUCAGAUGCCUCCGCCUCCUGUGUAUCCAUCAAAUCCAUAUGCUGUCCCAUGCUCCCAGAAUCCCGCUGGUCUAUGGGACCAGAGAUGCUACAUGGCUCCUGAAGGUCCUCCAGUCACCCAGCAUCCUGUUCCUCCAGAGGACAUCGGAAACUUCAGCCAGGAGGAAGACCCAGAGAAGACCCAGGAAACAGAGAACAUGGGAGACAAUGGAAGGCACAUUGAAGGACAAGAUGCACGAAGAACCCAGGAGAGGGCUACCCUUGUGGAUAUUGAAAAUGAUAAUGAAGAAGGAGAAGAAAAUAAAGAGGAGGAAGAUGAAGAAGCAACAACACCAAAGCAGAAGCAGACGCAGACGCAGACGCAGAAGCAGAAGCAGACGCAGAAGCAGAUGCAGACGCAGAAGCAGACGCAGAAGCAGAUGCAGAAGCAGAUGCAGAAGCAGACGCAGACGCAGAAGCAGAUGCAGAAGCAGACGCAGAAGCAGAUGCAGAAGCAGACGCAGAAGCGGACACAGAAGCAGACGCAGAUGCAGAAGCAGACGCAGAUGCAGAUGCAGAAGCAGAUGCAGAAUAAAAAUCAAAUCAAAGAAGGUGUAGAAGAGGCCCCGUCAACCCCUGUGUGGGAGAGCUGGAGCCAAGCUGUGAGAGAAAGCCCAAAGAAACAACAGCCUGCGCUGCCGAAGAAGGACAAGAAGCCACAAGUGGAAGCAGCUUCCCAACCCCAGCCUGUCUCAGGCUCUGGGAUGAAUUGGGUCUGCCCAAGGUGUGGUGAAUUUCUGAUGACUGUUCCUGACAAGAUGAGACAUUGA
Messenger RNA from Arvicola amphibius (Eurasian water vole), 1602 nucleotides. RefSeq names its product testis-expressed protein 13D-like. NCBI's taxonomy places the organism in Eukaryota, Metazoa, Chordata, Mammalia, Rodentia, Cricetidae. The record is from RefSeq and is a predicted model, not a curated record. Bases 1 to 1602 code for a protein of 533 amino acids. The transcript is spliced from 4 exons.